AUGAAUCUUCUUAACAUCUUACUCUUCGUAGUAGGCGUAUCCAGCGCUCCUACCUGGCAAAGUCAAAGCGACGCCGCUGUCUCCAGCAAUGUCUUCUGGUUUCUUCCAAACGCGCCUAUCACCAGGUAUCAAGUCACGGUAGUUGUACCUGCAGUGUCACCGGGUAAAGGACUCCAUGGUGUAUGGCCCGGCCUUCAGAAUCAAGCAGGUAGCUUUGUCUAUCAGAGUGUGCUAGCCGAUUCCAAUUCUCCUGGCGCAUGGCAGUUCUGGGUUGAGUAUUGUUGCAAUCCAGAUUAUAAAGCCCAAGCUAUCAAAGUCUACCCCGGCGACGCCAUAACCAGCACCUUCACAACCGACGGCGCCGGUCUCUGGACUGAUUCUUGGUCUCUAACACCAGGACCACAAGGUCUAAGUGCAGGCCAAACCGCCCAGUCCGGUUCGACGUCACAGAACUUCGCUGAUAGAGGCGCCCUCAUCCGCGGUCUCCUAGCCAUCGAGCUCCAACAAAACGGCGCGUGGGAUUUCGGCGCUGUGCAAUGGAGUAAUAUAGCUAUUACCGCGUCGACUACGGCACCGUGGUGUGCUACUGGGAGUAGCUACGCCGUCUCACCCAACUUCCAAUACUCCAUCUCAGCAGGCACGCAAUCAACGAACGGUGGAUCAACGACAUGUACCUUUCCGAACGUGCGGUUCAACGGACCUUAA
Messenger RNA from Glarea lozoyensis ATCC 20868, 705 nucleotides. RefSeq lists its product as uncharacterized. The record is from RefSeq and is a predicted model, not a curated record. The coding region runs from base 1 to 705 and encodes 234 amino acids. The transcript has 6 exons. NCBI's taxonomy places the organism in Eukaryota, Fungi, Ascomycota, Leotiomycetes, Helotiales, Helotiaceae.